Messenger RNA from Larimichthys crocea (large yellow croaker), 7296 nucleotides. RefSeq names its product La ribonucleoprotein 1, translational regulator (gene larp1). The transcript has 21 exons. Lineage: Eukaryota; Metazoa; Chordata; Actinopteri; Sciaenidae. Gene Ontology annotation, cellular component: cytoplasmic stress granule; cytosol. Gene Ontology annotation, biological process: mRNA stabilization; positive regulation of translation. Gene Ontology annotation, molecular function: RNA cap binding. Bases 363 to 3680 code for a protein of 1105 amino acids. The record is from RefSeq and is a predicted model, not a curated record.
UGAAAGCAUCAUCUCGACUUGACCCAAAAGCGCGCUCCCGGCUUUACGUGGCUUCUCCCCCCCUCUCUACGUCGUGCGUGCGCGCCCCCUCUAUCGCGUGGUGGGGAUCAUCCAUAUUGCUGCUAGUGGUAGAGUUCAGGUUGUAAUCUUGAGAGGCCCUCGGACACGUUUCUUUAUUUUUAUAUAUGUUUUAAUCCAACGCUGACUACUCUGCGUCUUAGACUGAAGAUCUUUUGGUCUAGGAGCGACAGAGGAGCGGCAGACUCCGCGGAACAACUUCACAUUUCCUUGAAAUUGAAGACGAAUUCGGGCCGGGGGGAGGACUGGUAAUCCUGAGGGGGGAAGAAAGACGGUGGUGGGAAAUGGCCACUCAGGUGGAGACUCUCCUGCCCGGCAACCCGCUAGCCAAAGCGGAGGAGCACGGUAAAGUGAUCCGCGGUGAGCCGGAGGAAGAGGAGGGCGGCCGGGGCGACGGGGCCAAGCGGCAGACGGGUGUCGCCGACCAGGGGAGCAGCAGCGGCGGCAGCAGCCCCGGGCAGGGAGGGACCCCCGGAACGGAGGAGCAAACCUCCAAACGGGCGACAGAGGAGAGCAAAGGAGACUGUGACAGCGAAGACAAGCAAAACGAGGAGGGUGUUAAAAGCAGAAAGGAGUUUACUGAAGCUCCCCCGCCCAAGGUGAACCCGUGGACUAGGAAAAUGAACGCGGUGACCGUGGUCAGCGUGAAUGGACAAGCACACCACGAGUCUACUGGCCCCGCCAAGGUGGUGAGAGCAGGGAACCCCCCCAAAGGCAGACGUGGAGGAAAGGUCGGCGACUUUGGCGACACCAACAGCUGGCCGACUCCAGGGGAGAUCGCAACUAAAGACAUGCAGAUUGAGGCAGUGACACGGACCGUGUCCUGCCCGCCGACUGUCAGGCAGGUCAGAGACUCAUGGAAAUCCACUGGUCCCAAAAAGACGACGACAACGACCAAGAAGGAGUCGAAGGAGAAGAGGGAGAUCAUCGAGGAGAGCAAGGAGAACCUGAAAGCCAAGUCAGACGACUCUGGAGAGGAGAAGAACGGCGAUGACGACUCCCAGAAGAACGGGCCGAAGAAAAAAGGAAACAAGCAGAAGUGGGUUCCCCUGAUGAUCGAGGUGAAGUCUGAGGGUCCCAGAGAGCGCUCGGCCUCCAGGAACAACAGCAGACAGAACGAAAACCCCCGCGUGCCUCCCAACGCCAGGAACGACCUCAGAGACUGGCACAGUCAAAAGUACGAGCGGGAGUGGCACGACGACCACGACGAGGUAUCCAGCGUGAAGAGCGAGGGAGCGCCUUUCCGCGGAGGGUUCAGAGGUCGUGGACGUGGCAGAGGAAGAGGCCGGGGACGAGGAAGAGGUGGCGCAAGAGGCCACUAUGACUACCACUACGGCUACAAGUCCUACGAUAUGAAAGACGGACCCUACGCCCAGAAGUUCGGCAACACAGUUACCUACUACUACGACAACAUGAGCAGCAACGACCUUUACUCCGUCGAUCAGGACCUGCUGAAGGACUACAUCAAGAGACAGAUUGAGUACUACUUCAGCCUGGACAACCUGGAGCGUGACUUCUUCCUGAGGAGGAAGAUGGAUCAGGAGGGCUUCCUGCCCGUCGGACUCAUCGCCAGUUUCCACAGAGUGCAGGCCCUCACCACGGACGUCAACCUCAUUCUGGAAGCUUUGAAGGACAGUAAGGAAGUUGAAGUGAUCGACAUGAAGAUCCGUCGUAAGGUGGACCCAGAGAAAUGGCCUCUGCCAGGCCUGGCCAUGCCUAACCAAACCCACACCGACUUCUCUCAGCUCAUCAACUGCCCUGAGUUCGUCCCAAGACAAAUGACCGAGGAGGAGCCCAGAGGGUCACCCAGAGCCUCCACACCGGUGAAACAAAAGACCAAGACCGAAUCAGACAUCUCCAACCUCAAGACGAUGCCCAAGGGCCUCUCCGCCAGUCUUCCAGACCUGGACUCUGAGUCCUGGAUUGAGGUCAAGAAGAGGCCUAGACCAUCGCCGGCCAGACCCAAGGUUAGCGCAGAGAAGGCCCCCUCGUUGCAGCAACAGAAGGAAAAGGACGAUUCAGUUCGCUCCCCGGUGCCCCAGACUGGCCCCGCCCCUACUACCUCAGGAAAUAAGGACGGAGCGGAGCAGGACGAACCGGAGGAGCUCGACUUCAUGUUCGACGAGGAGAUGGAGCAGAUGGACGGGCGACGCAACACCUUCACCGACUGGUCGGACGAGGAAACGGACGGGGAGAUCGACGACCAAGACGUCAACAAGAUCUUGAUCGUGACGCAGACGCCACCCUACUUGAGGAAGCACCCGGGUGGCGACCGCACGGGACACCACACAUCGCGCGCUAAACUGUCCACCGAGCUCGUGAAGGUGAUCAAUGACGGGCUCUUCUACUACGAGCAGGACCUGUGGGACGACACGUACGAGCCCGAGUACGCCACCAUCAAGCAAGAGGUGGAGAACUUCAAGAAGGUCCACCUGAUCAGCCGCGAAGAGUUCGACUGCCUGACUCCUGAACCCCCUGUCGACCCCAACCAGGAGGUUCCGCCAGGCCCCCCACGACCCCAGCAGAUCCCCACAGACGCUUUGGCGAACAAACUCUUCGGCGCCCCCGAGCCCUCCUCAAUAGCUCGCUCGCUCCCUACUACCGUGCCUGACUCGCCCAACUACCGCAGUGCCCGGACGCCCCGCACACCUCGCACGCCUCACCGGAAGGACCAGACCAUGACGCCGCGCUUCUACCCAGUGGUCAAGGAAAGUCGGCCCGUAGAUGCCAAGACACCCAGAAAGAGGAAGACCCGACACAGCUCCAACCCACCCAUGGAGUGUCACGUCGGCUGGGUGAUGGACUCCAGAGAGCAUCGCUCCCGUACUGCAUCUGUCAGCUCCAACGCCAGCCCGUCAGAGGGCACCCCAGUCCUGGGUAACAUUGGCUGCACACCUCAGUCCCUCCCCAAGUUCCAGCACCCAUCACACGAGCUGCUCAAGGAGAACGGCUUCACGCAACACGUUUACCACAAGUACCGCCGGCGCUGCCUAAACGAGCGAAAGCGACUGGGUAUCGGCCAGUCACAGGAGAUGAACACACUCUUCCGGUUCUGGUCCUUCUUCCUGCGAGAUCAUUUCAACAGGAAGAUGUACGAGGAGUUCAGACAGCUUGUGGUCGAGGACGGGAAAGAAGGAUACAGGUACGGUUUGGAGUGCCUGUUCAGGUACUACAGUUACGGUCUAGAGAGGAAGUUCAGGCCGGACAUUUUUAAGGACUUCCAGGAGGAGACCAUGAAAGACUAUGAAGCUGGCCAGCUUUAUGGACUGGAGAAGUUCUGGGCCUUCCUUAAAUACUCUAAAGCCAAGACUUUGGAUAUCGACCCCAAGCUGUCGGAGUACCUGAGCAAGUUUAAACGUCUGGAAGAUUUCAGGAUUGACCCGCCUAUGGAGGAAGGAGGCCGCAGAAGACACUCGUCCAGCGGAGACGGUCGCCGCCGGCACCCCUCUCAACCCUCCUCCAUCCGACCCCACAGCCAGGCCAGCUCAGGCCCGAGCCCCGCCCCCACCGCCCAGGGCCCUGCAACCAAGGAUGAUGCCAAACCCACCAGCCACAAAGCCCCCGCCGCUGACCCUGCAUCAGAUGCCAAGACACUGAAGUAACUCCACCAACACGCCCAGGCCGACAUGGAUAAACUCAACCACGCCUGCAAGUUGCUGGUUCUCUCUGCGCCACAGGAGGGGGGAGGGGGUGGGGGGUAUCCAGCUUUUCAUUCAAGCAUGAGAAUUUUUUUUUUUGCCCCUCCUUACGACGACUUAAAAAGAGAUAAGGAAGACAAAUAUUAAUAUGGUUUAUGAAUUAGUUUUAAGUUUUUGAGGAAAAAAAUGACCUUUUUUGUCUUUAUGAGGCAGGAAUGGAUGAGGUGUCAAACACUUUUUUUCUUUUACAGAUCAUUGCCAGUCCACACGGUGGAUGGUUCAGUGAUUUACUAUCAUUGAAAUGUUUUUUUUUUUUUUUUUCUACACACAUUUUCAUGUUGACCCCCCCCUCUCUGUCACUGGGACCCCUCUUUUUGAUCGUCACUGUCCUGCUGGCUGAAAGAUAUUUGAUUCCUCGCCCAGAUCUCAGAUUUAUGAUUAUUAUUUCUUCGGCAUGUGGUGAGAUUGUAAGACCUGGAAAUAGUUUGAACAACACUGAGCAUCUGAAAAGCCCCCCCCCCCCCUGCUUAAGAGGAGGCCGUGCUGCUCCUGACAUCCAACCGGACCAAAGUGGUUUGAACCGUGCGACUGACAUUUCCAUCCGCGGAGCCCCCCUCCCCCCCUCUCCUCCUCCUCCCCAGUGCUCUCAGUUGAGGGGCUGAAAAUUAAAAAAAUUUACUUUAUGGCUGGACUUUGAGGGGAAAAUAUUGAAGAACCAAAUGAUAAAAAAAUAGUUAAAAGAAAAAAAAGAGAGAGACUUGCACCAAUCCCUCAGUGUGGACACGAUCAUUGAAAGUUGCCUUAUUUUAAUGGUUUUACUGCUUCUAACUUGUGCCCGCCACCUUGUUGUCGAUUGUACAGCAUUGAAAUCACCCAUAUAUCUGCUCACCAUUUCCAGCAGAGGUCACCAGGUGGUGCUCUGUCUGCCGAACUGUCCCCCCCGUCAUCCUUUUCUGAACUGUCUUCCAAGUGUCACUCGGUCUGUUACAAGUCCUGUAAUUCUUCCCUCUGUUUGCAAGUCGUGGCUUUUUGUGCUGAAACACGUCAACCUGGUGGAAGUUUGUCACCUUUCUUCCCCCCUCCCCUUGAAAAAAAAAACAAAAAAAACACUUCAGUGGGGUGGAGAGUCCCCGUUGAUCCCCACAUUGGAUGCUUCCUGACUUUCUCUCCUCCCCCACCCUCCUCUGCGCCUCCCCCAUCAAGAUGAGCUGCAUCCAUCCGUUCGACAUCCAUCCAUCAGUUGACGAUUGUGACGAUCAGGACUGGAAUCAUCAAUCUGGAUUACUUGAAGAAGCGAUGAUUACGAGGAGGUGUUCUGUCGCAGGUGCUCUGGGUGGAGACGCCGACGAGGCUCAGACAUUUAGCCUCGGACAUAACCGCUAAAACCGACGUCGGCUGAUUGGGCCUCGGGGCGCUCGCCACCUCUUCCCGUUUCUCUCACACACACACACCUACACACACACACACACACACACACACACACACACACACACACACACCUACACACACACACACACACACACACACACACACACACAAACGGAUACACACAUCAGUUACAGGCACGAACACUGACGCAGGUACAGAUGUAGCAGCGUGAGCGAGCUUAAUACUAAACACACACAGACAGACACAGCUCAAUGUCUUGCCUCACUGAGGAGAAAAAUUCAAGACUGGAUUGUUCGUACACACUCUUCAGUCGUCACACUUCUACAGUCAGCUGUGUGGAUAAUUCAACCUCAUCCAGCUCAAGUACUGAUGAUAUCAAUUAGUGAUUCUUUUUUUUUUCUCCACUAAUGUAAAUGUGAAUUUGACAGAUGAAGAGAAAUGAUCACAGCUCCCUGCUAUGUGUUUUGUUUAUAGAACAGAUUAUAUAUUUGCCUUACACAUGUAUGUACUCUAACUUUUUUUUUUUUUAAUGGUCUCAUGAUUAUCUUUUAAUGCUUUUUAAUUUCAUUUUGCAGUGUUUCUAGCGUUGUUGUUGUUGAUAUGAUGGAGGUGGAUGGAGGUUUGCGCCGGGCUGUUUAAAAAAAAACAAAACGUGUGGAUUUCAGAAACGGGAACAUGCUUCACAACACAAAAGGGAAAGCUGACAUCAGGGCGUCGACAAGUAUUCAGAGCAAAAACUAAAUCUGUUAAGCUUAUAGUAUUUCAUGUUGAAAUCAGUUAAUUUGCUCUUUUUUUUUCUUUUUUAGUAAAGAUGUUUUUGCCAAGAUGACAGAGAUGUUAACAUGACUCAAACUAAUUAAGCCUCCCGGUUUGCUACAAACUAAGUCAGUGAAGUCUACAGACAGAAGUUAUUUGAUUUUGUUUUUUUGGAGUUUGAAUUGAACAAGAAGAAAAAUUCUGGAAAAAAAAACUCUUAAGUCUUAACACACGUGUUGAUAUCCAGAUGCUUCGUUGACACAUUGUAACGUUUGUUGCGAACUUUUUGCUCCCAAGUAAAAUGAGUCAAGAAAAAAAUGCAUUUGAGGAAUUGAUUUGAAAGCGGCCUGACAAUUUUUUUUUUUUUUUUUUUUAAGAUUUCAGACACUUCUGUCUGUCUUUUCGUAAGUCUUGGUCCUUAACAUCAAAAUCCUUCAGACUGGAGGUGGAUUUCACAUUGUCCUGUUAGUGUUUUUGUUCUUCAGUUUCUUCCUCUGAAUCCACAAUUGUUGGAAACGUUAAAAAUGCAAAGCAAAAGCUGUACUUUUUUUUUUUUUUUCCGUUUUGUUUUGUUGGUUUAUCUUCAGGGAGGUUUGGAUCAGUUUCAGAGGCUUACAGUUGCAACAAAGUGUUUACUGGAGGUUUAAAAACAGAAAAUAAGAGCUACAAAAUAUUCAGUCAAGAAAAAGAAAAAAAACUCUUUUCCCCAAAACCAGCAAAGCCUUUGAAUGGCUGAGCUGGUGUGUGAGGCUGCAGGCAUGACAGACUUGCCACUAGGGGGCCUUCUCCAUGGGACAGUCACAUGAACCCUCCCUCUAAUGUGAUCAUCACCUGUCACUGGACAUUUGGGGGAGUUUUCAGCCUUUCUCUAGCAGCAUAAAACUGCUACCAGCUGUCCUAAAAAAAAAAAAAAAAAAAAAAACUACAGGGGGCACCGCACCCUCCACUCGUCAGUUUUACAUGGACUUGGCCAGCUGGCCGGAAGCUGGAGAGAUGAGUGAUGGAUGUGGAAAUGGAAGGAGGAGCAGGAAAGGAGAAAAGAAAGAGCCCAACUGGGGUUUGUGAUGUUGCUCAGAGGAUUAUGGCUGGUUAUGAUGUCUGGAGACUGAAAAAAAAAAAAGGACAAAAAUCCAUAAAGCCAUAUGAAUAAGAUAAAACUGUAUAUGAACCAUUAAAAUAGUUCAUUACAUUACAAUAUCCUAGGCUUGUCAUGAGGAAAAAAAGCUGAAAACAAGGAAAAAAGGAACAAAAAAAAUAUAUAAAAUGGAAAAAUGUAAAAUACUUGAAUGAGAUCUUGUAUUAUAACAUUUAAUAUUCAUAAUAUCUGCUUUGUAGGCUGAUGUGAUUCGCUAUUAGUGUUAUUUGUAAUUUGUAGUAAUUCUGCUUUUCCUUAAUAAAGAAAAAAAAACACAAAACGGACAAAAAAACCUCAAAA